Molecule: messenger RNA, 1027 nt
Organism: Brassica oleracea var. oleracea
Lineage: Eukaryota; Viridiplantae; Streptophyta; Magnoliopsida; Brassicales; Brassicaceae
Product: putative glutamine amidotransferase-like protein C13C5.04
Exons: 3
Coding region: 143-904 (253 amino acids)
Cellular component (GO): cytosol
Source: RefSeq, a predicted model, not a curated record
GUAUUCACUUUAUUUAAAGUGUGUGCGAGAGAGAGAGAGAGAGAGAGAGAGAGAGAGAGAGAGAGCGAUCAUCUUCUUCCUUCUUCUCCUCUAUUAUAAUAAAGUUGACCUCUUUUUCCCCGAGAAUCAAAAAAAAAAAACAAUGGUGGUGGAGCAGGAGCACAAGAAGACGAAGAGGUUCGCUCUGUUUCUCGCCACGCGCGACUCCGAGUUCGUGAAGAAAGCUUACGGCGGCUACUUCAACGUAUUCAUCUCCACUUUCGGCGACGAAGGCGAGCAAUGGGAUCUCUUCCGAGUCGUCGACGGCGACUUCCCCGACGACAAGGAUCUCGAUAGCUACGACGGUUUUAUCAUCAGUGGUAGCCCGCACGACGCGUUUGCAGACGCUGAUUGGAUCGUCAAGCUUUGCUCGCUUUGUCAGAAGCUCGAUGAGAUGGAGAAGAAGGUUCUCGGCAUCUGUUUCGGCCACCAGAUAAUAACUAGAGUCAAAGGAGGGAAAAUAGGAAGGGCUCGUCGAGGCCCAGACAUGGGACUGAGAACCAUAACCAUAUCAAAGGACACCGAGAAACUCGGCCUUUACUUUGGAGACGAGGUCCCGGCAUCUUUAGCCAUUGUAAAAUGCCAUCAGGACGAAGUGUUGGAACUCCCUGACUCUGCCACAGUCUUGGCCUCUUCCGAGGUAUGCCAAGUCGAGAUGUUCUCCAUUGGAGACCACUUACUAUGCAUCCAAGGUCAUCCCGAGUAUAACAAAGAGAUUCUCUUUGAGAUCGUCGACCGUGUCCUCAACAUGAAGCUUAUGGAGCAAGAGUUUGCGGAUAAGGCUAAGAGUACGAUGGAGGCCGCGGAACCAGACAAGGAUCUAUGGCAGAAGCUCUGUAAAAACUUUCUGAAAGGUCAAAUCUGAGCAUGUUUAGUUUCCUAUGCCAUGAAAACCUGCAACUUCCUUCAUAUUUAUUAUCUUCAACAGACAUUAAGGAAAAACAUGAAAACAAUCAGAAAUAAUCAUUUUAUAUUACCACCACCUGUU